Suricata suricatta (meerkat) is the source of this 3320-nucleotide messenger RNA. RefSeq names its product aspartyl-tRNA synthetase 2, mitochondrial (gene DARS2). The record is from RefSeq and is a predicted model, not a curated record. The transcript is spliced from 17 exons. Lineage: Eukaryota; Metazoa; Chordata; Mammalia; Carnivora; Herpestidae. The coding region runs from base 567 to 2528 and encodes 653 amino acids. Gene Ontology annotation, cellular component: mitochondrion; cytoplasm. Gene Ontology annotation, biological process: aspartyl-tRNA aminoacylation. Gene Ontology annotation, molecular function: ATP binding; aspartate-tRNA ligase activity; nucleic acid binding.
AGGAGCGGCUGGCUCCCAGCAGCGGUUUGGCGUGGGUUAGGGCCCUGAGAAGGUUUUGUAUUUGGGGUUUGCUCGCCUUCCUUAUUUUGAAGACCGGAGGGUUGCCACCAGGUCUGGGAAAUUUGAAAGCUGAGUCUGAAUUCCUUUCUGUUUUCCUUUCUGCCUGCGUGGGAAGCGUGGAAGGAAGGGAAGGGUGUGCGCUUAGUGACCGGCCCCUUCCUCUGCAUGGUCGCGGAGUCCCACUCUGCCGUGCUGUGUGGAAUGGGUCUCGGCUCUUCUGGCCGCAGUUUGGUUUGUUAGAAAUGGAAACUGGUGCAUUGAGGGUGGAAUAAAGGUCUUCCCCCUAUCCGCUCUCCAAGGACUCCGAAGAACUUGCUGAUUUGUCUAGUUUCUAGACAAGUACUGGAAUGUUCAGCGGAGAAGGGCUUAAAUGUUGCAGAAGAGAGCGGGAACUCCUAGCAUUUUAAGGGAUUUGUGUAGAUUUCCAAAACUGACUUUUGGUCACCAACCACCACCGGCAACUUGGGAUUCGUGAGCGUCUCUCGCCAUCCUGCUGUGGUUGCAACAUGUUCUCCUGUUGGUUAAGUCGGCUGUGCAGGGGUUUAUCCACACCCACUGGAAGGAUCACCCACCGCAUCCACGGCUCUCUCUCCAGAAGGCUGAUGCUUGGUUCACGGAGGAGAAUUCCAGAAUUGAGUAGCUUUGUUGCUCGGACCAACACUUGCGGAGAGUUGCGUUCUUCUCACGUAGGCCAAGAAGUCACUCUGUGUGGAUGGAUUCAGUACCGAAGGCAGAACAUCUUCCUGGUCCUAAGAGAUUUCCACGGGCUUGUUCAAGUUCUCAUUCCCCAGGAUGAGUCAGCUGCUUCUGUGAAGAAGAUUCUAUGUGAAGCCCCGGUGGAGUCUGUGGUGCAGGUGUCUGGGAAGGUAAUUUCCCGACCUCCAGGACAAGAGAAUCCGAAAAUGCCAACGGGUGAGAUCGAAAUCCAAGUUAAAUCGGCUGAACUUCUGAAUGCCUGCAAGAAGCUGCCCUUUGAAAUUAAGGACUUCAUGAAGAAAACAGAGGCUCUUCGUUUGCAGUAUCGCUACUUAGACUUGCGAAGUUUCCAAAUGCAGCAUAACCUGCGACUGAGGUCCCAGAUGGUCAUGAAGAUGCGGGAAUACCUCUGUAAUCUCCAUGGGUUUGUGGAUAUAGAAACACCAACAUUGUGUAAGAGGACCCCUGGGGGUGCAAAAGAAUUUAUAAUACCAUCCAGGGAACCUGGGAAGUUUUAUUGUCUCCCUCAGAGUCCUCAACAGUUUAAGCAGCUUCUGAUGGUUGGUGGUUUAGACAGGUAUUUUCAAGUUGCCCGAUGUUACCGAGAUGAAGGUUCGAGACCAGACCGACAGCCCGAGUUUACUCAGAUUGACAUAGAGAUGUCUUUUGUAGACCAGACCGGAAUCCGGAGUCUAAUUGAGGGCUUGCUCCAGUAUUCCUGGCCCAGGGAUAAAGAUCCUGUGGCGGUUCCUUUUCCUUCUAUGACUUUUGCUGAGGCACUGGCCAGCUAUGGAACCGAUAAACCCGACACUCGCUUUGGGAUGAAGAUUGUAGAUAUUAGUGAUGUGUUCAGAAACACGGAGGUUGAAUAUCUUCAAGAUGCGCUGAGUAAACCCCAAGGAACGGUCAAGGCCAUAUGUAUCUCUGAAGGAACAAAAUACUUAAAAAGGAAGGACAUUGAGUCCCUUAGAAAAUUUGCAGCUGAUCAUUUUAAUCAGGAAGUCUUGCCUGUAUUCCUGAAAGCCAACAGAAACUGGAAUUCUCCAGUUGCUAAGUCCAUAAUGGAGGAGCAAAGAUCAGAACUAAUCAGACUGAUGGACAUCCAAGAGGACAGUGUGGUCCUGCUCACGGCUGGAGAGCACAGGAAAGUGUGCUCUGUGUUGGGGAAACUACGACUGGAAUGUGCCGACCUUCUAGAAGCAAGAGGACUGGUGCUCCGUGACCCAGCUCUGUUCUCUUUCCUUUGGGUUGUGGAUUUCCCGCUCUUCCUUCCCAAGGAGGAGAAUCCCGGAGAGCUGGAGUCAGCCCACCACCCAUUUACUGCUCCCCACCCCAGUGACCUCCACCUCUUAUACACUGAGCCUGAACAGGUCCGUAGCCAACACUACGACUUGGUUUUAAAUGGCAGUGAGAUAGGAGGUGGUUCUAUCCGCAUCCAUGACGCAGAGCUCCAGCAUUACGUUCUGGCAACGCUGCUAAAGGAAGAUGUGAAAUUGCUCUCCCACCUGCUCCAGGCUUUAGAUUUUGGGGCGCCCCCUCAUGGAGGAAUUGCCUUAGGGUUAGACCGACUGAUAUGCCUUGUCGCUGGAGCACCAAGCAUCAGAGAUGUCAUAGCCUUCCCCAAAUCCUUCCGGGGGUAUGACCUCAUGAGCAAUGCCCCAGAUUCUCUCCCUCCUGAGGAACUGAAGCCCUAUCAUAUCCAGGUCUCCUGGCCAGCAGAGUCAGAAGCAGAAAAGAGCUCAUUGAAUCAGCCAUAUCAUCCAGAAAGCUGAGCUUUUCAGCUUUGUCCACUUUGCUUCCCCAAGGCUGAAAUCAGACACCGAGUUCUGCCACAGAUCUGAUAAGCAGGACUUUAGGUGGAAGGAACCCAGACAACAUUCUUCACCACAAUAAAGAAACAGAAGGUAUCCAAUUUUUACUUCAUAACAUGCUAUAUUAGGAUUUUUUGUUUGGGACUUUUUUGUAGUUUCUGACCUGAAGAGGUGUGAAGAUGCCCCUUUGCUGGAUUAACAGAAUAGCUUAGUGUUUCCUAAUCAUGUUUUUCACACCUGGAUAGUCAGCUGUUCCCUGAAGACAGAGGUAAUCAGACCAUGUGAAAUGGGGGGAAAUGCUUGCCCCUUUAGUCCGUUGAUGGAGGGGUCAGUUCAACCAGCCUUAUCAAGAGAAUCCUGUAAGUUAAGCUAGAUAGUGACAUUUUGACUCUCAGCAUAAUAUAGUGAGAAGCAACAUGAUAUAUGCCUUUUAAGAAAAUCACCCAAAUGAAAGCCACAGAAUCUUAGUGUUUCACCUUGAGCAAGUUACAGAAAUGUCUCUCCGCCUCCUUUCCUGCCUGGAUGACAUGGGAACACUACUUGCCUGGCCCCCGACAAUGCUCUUCUUGCCAGAGCCAGAGGACAUGAUGUACAUGGCAGGUGUUGGGGUGAGAAUACUUUGAACAACUCUAGAACAUUACACAAUGUAAGAUAACGGGAUUAUUUACCUGUGAGCAGUUGCAGAUACAUCUUUACGUCUUUGCAUUUUAUAGUCUAAGAGGAAAUAAAACUGAUAUCUAUAGAAGAAAAACA